AUGCUUUUUUUGCUGCGGGGCACGGCGCGUGGCGUGGUGGCGCGCCUGCAUACGAGUGCGGUGCAGCCUGCGCGCGCGCCUGUACGCAAGCCGCAACGGCAUCAGCUCGGCGAGGUGCGCUCGAGUGUGCCGGAGCGGCGCAAAAAAGAGGAGUCUGGCGCACGUACGACGUCGCGCAGCAUGGCCGAAGGACGCGGCGACGGCCGCCGCGAUGGCCGCAAAAGCGAGAGCAAGGCGCCUGUGUCGAGCGCACGCAGAGAUACCCCCCGUGCUGGCGAGCUGCCGCCGCUGGAGUUUACGACGCCAGAGGCGCAGAGCACAAGCGUGCGCACCUUUGCGACGCCCCCCCUGUCGUCCGGCCUGCUCGAGAUGGUCCAGUCGCUGCUUGGCAAGCGGUGCCGGCCGACGAUUCCGCAGUCGCAGGCGCUCGCGCACUUUCUUGAUACAAGUGGGCCCGACGAGACGCUGAUUGCGGCCGAAACAGGCAGCGGCAAGACGCUUGCCUACCUUCUUCCGGUGCUCCAGAGCCUGCACGACUCGCGCGCCGCGACAGAGCAUGCCGACUAUGCGCACGUCGCGGCCGGCCAUGCUCCCCGCAUCAUGCCGCGCAGCGUGGUUCUUGCGCCGACGCACGAGCUGGCGCGGCAGAUUGCCGAGGUUGCCAAGGCUUUGAGUCACCACGCCGAGCACAAGCUGCGUGUCGCCUGCACAAGCACCACAGCGUGGGACGAGGUGUCGGCGCGCGACUAUGGGCGCCUCAGAGCGUACGCCGCCGAGGCCACAGACGUGUCUGCGCCAGCGCACUCUGGCGCGCCACUGUCGCCCGACGUGCUCGUCGCGACGCCCAAGCGGCUCCGUGAGCUGUGCGACGCCAACCACCGCACGCCGUGCUCGCUGCGCAACGUGCAGAGCCUCGUGGUCGACGAGGCAGAUACCCUGUUUGACCACGGAUUUAUGGCGGACACGGCUGCGAUCGUCGCCGAGGUGCGUGCGAAUGCCGAGGCGCGCAUCCUCUUUGCUACCGCGACGAUUCCCAAGUCGCUCGCCGCGUACUUUGCGUCCGAGUUUCCGAGCAUGGCGACGCUCGCCUCGCCGAAUCUGCACCGCCUUCCUCCGAGGCUCACGGCGCGCUUUGUGGACCCCGGCGGAUCGAAGGAUAUGGCGAUCCUCAAGGAAAUCUUUCGCAUCUUUACCACGCCGACGUGCUCCGACGAUCAGAUCCUCAUCUUUUGCGACCGCCGGACGAGCGUGCAGCAGCUCAGCGCCUACCUGCGCGAGCGCAACGUCGACCACGUAGCCUUGACCGGCGACGCGGACGCGCGCCACGCACGCACCGACAAGGACCUCGCGCGGUUCCUCCAUCGUCCGUACACGCGCCUCGAGCCCGAAGCGGACGCGCCGCGCGUGCUGAUCACGACGUCGCUCCUGUCGCGUGGCCUCGACUUUGGGCCACAGGUGCGCCACGUUUUUCUCCCAGACGCCGGCCGCCGCGGCGCCACGUCGGUGCACCAGGCGAACAACAACGCCCUCGAGCUGCUCCACCGCGCCGGCCGCUCGGCGCGCGCUGGGCGCGCGGGCACCGUUGUCUUGUUCGACAAGAGCAGUGCCCCGGGCAAUACCAAAGUGCUCAUCAACCGCCGCGGACAAAAGAAGGGCGUUAUCCGAGGACAGAUGGACCUCCUCGUGAGCGAGCUCAAGCACACCAAGCGCCGUAGGUAG
Molecule: messenger RNA, 1719 nt
Organism: Malassezia japonica
Lineage: Eukaryota; Fungi; Basidiomycota; Malasseziomycetes; Malasseziales; Malasseziaceae
Gene: MRH4
Product: RNA helicase
Exons: 2
Coding region: 1-1719 (572 amino acids)
Biological process (GO): mitochondrial large ribosomal subunit assembly
Cellular component (GO): mitochondrion
Molecular function (GO): nucleic acid binding; ATP binding
Source: RefSeq, a predicted model, not a curated record